Messenger RNA from Hibiscus syriacus, 3677 nucleotides. Its product is annotated as kinesin-like protein KIN-14Q. The coding region runs from base 1 to 3489 and encodes 1162 amino acids. Gene Ontology annotation, biological process: microtubule-based movement. Gene Ontology annotation, molecular function: ATP binding; microtubule motor activity; microtubule binding. The transcript has 19 exons. NCBI's taxonomy places the organism in Eukaryota, Viridiplantae, Streptophyta, Magnoliopsida, Malvales, Malvaceae. The record is from RefSeq and is a predicted model, not a curated record.
AUGGCGGACAUUGGUGGCUCUAUUUCCUCUGGAAAAAGAAGUUUUGCGAGCGAAAAAGAGUCGGAGAAGGGGAGGAAGAGGAGUAUGUGUUGGACUGGGCUGGGCUUCCUGCUUAGAAAGCCCAUCAAUGUUCGAUUCGGAUUCUUCCCUAAACAAAAUUCUACUGAUGUAGAUGAUCCUGAGCAAUCGCAAAGCUCUAAUGUAAUUAGUACGUCACUUAGAGAAAUUGAUGGCCGAUCCAUGUUGGGAUUUUCUCUAUCGUCACCAGACCUUGUUAUAAGCACCGGAUCACCCGAUAUUCCAUCAAAAGCCUAUGGAGAUUCCCCUGAAUUCUUGGGGAAACAUAGGUGUUCAUUUGAGCUUUCUUUAGAGAAUGGCAUUGAUGGAUCUGAUGGUAGUAAAGCUAAGGUCAAAACUCCCACUGUAAAGUUCUCCACAGUGUGCCAAACAUUCCACAAAGAACUGUCCCCCGAAUCUUCCUUCGAGCUACUUCCAUUACCAGAAACUGCAGACAAUAAGCAUGAAAACCUUCCUGUUAUAAGAAUCAAUGCAGGGUGCUUAACCGGAACAGCCAAAUUCGAGGGUGUAAUUUAUUCGAACGAUAAUUGUUAUGAGGGUGGUGAUGUUAUAAUUAUUGGAGAUGGAGUGGGAAAGUCAUUAUAUGACACAGCUCGAAUCGGCGACUUCUCAUACAACUUUUCAACACUAAAGUCUGGCUUUUAUGCUAUCAAUCUGCAUUUUGCAGAAAUAGUUUUCACUAGCGGUCCCUCGGGAAUUAGAGUGUUUGAUGUAUUUAUACAAGAAGAGAGGGUUGUGACUAGCCUAGACAUAUAUGGCAAGGUUGGUGCAAAUAAGCCUCUGGUUAUAUCUAACAUUAGAACUUUUGUUGAUAGUGGAGGAGGCUUGCUCAUUAGAUUUGAAGGAUUAAUUGGGAGUCCAAUUGUAUGUGGCAUCACUAUAAGGAAAGAUUCCCCUGAAAGUUUUAAAGAAGCUGGAUCAGAGGAAAUCAUGGGAAUGGCUGAAGUGGGAGCUCAUGAAUCACCAAGAGAUAUUACUGACGAUGAGGUAGAAGUAAAGUAUCAAAGCCUGCAAAGAGAUUAUGAGUGCCAAAAGAAGGAAUUAGCAGAGAUGAGGAGUGCCUUGGAAGGGCUUAAGAGGGAGAACCAGCUCAAAACUAAAGAGUGUCAAGAGGCUUGCAAAUCCUUACAGGAACUUCAAAAUGAGCUUAUGCGUAAAUCAAUGCAUGUUGGUUCAUUGGCUUUUGCAAUUGAAGGACAAGUGAAAGAGAAGAGCAGAUGGUUCUCAUCAUUGAGGGACAUGACAAGAAAAUUGAAGAUAAUGAAAAUGGAACAUAUCAAACUAUCAGAGGAGGUAUCACUUUAUAAGAGUUGCAUCAUGGAUAUCGAUGAUAUUGGCACUAAAAUUCUGUCGAGAAUAAACCAGCAAGAAGAUUUGCAUGAAGAUCUCAAGACUAAAUUUGUCAAAGGGGCCAAAGAAAGGAAAGAACUGUACAACAAAGUUCUAGAAUUGAAAGGUAACAUACGAGUCUUUUGUCGGUGUAGGCCUCUAAAUUCUGAAGAAAUAGCAGCAAGAGCUUCAAUGGCUAUUGACUUUGAAUCUGCAAAAGAUGGUGAACUCAGUGUGAUAUCAAAUGGUGCUCCCAAGAAAACCUUUAAGUUUGAUGCUGUUUUUGGCCCUCAAGCUGAGCAAUCCGAUGUUUUUCAAGACACAGCCCCAUUUGCUACCUCAGUUCUAGAUGGCUUCAAUGUCUGCAUUUUCGCUUAUGGGCAGACAGGGACUGGGAAAACUUUUACAAUGGAAGGUAAAAAAGAAGCUCGUGGAGUUAAUUUUAGGACUCUUGAGGAAUUGUUUCACAUAAUCAAUGAGCGAAAGAAGUUCUGUCAAUAUGAGAUAUCUGUCAGUGCAUUAGAAGUCUACAAUGAACAGAUUAGAGAUUUACUGGUGCCAGGCUCUCAGCAAGGCGUGAUGACAAAAAGACUUGAAGUAAGGCAAGUGAGUGAAGGAGUGCACCAUGUACCGGGUCUAGUUGAAGCACAUGUAACCAACAUGAAUGAGGUGUGGGAGGUUUUACAAACCGGCAGUAAUGCAAGGGCUGUUGGCUCAACCAAUGCCAACGAGCAUAGCAGCAGAUCCCACUGCCUACAUUGUGUGAUGGUUAAGGGAGAGAAUUUGUUGAAUGGGGAAUGCACAAAAAGCAAGCUAUGGUUGGUGGACCUAGCAGGAAGCGAACGAGUAGCAAAAAGCGAUGUUCUUGGUGAAAGACUUAAGGAAACUCAAAAUAUCAACAGAUCUUUGUCUGCACUUGGUGAUGUCAUAUCUGCUCUUGCUACUAAAAGUCCCCAUAUUCCUUUCAGGAACUCCAAGCUUACACAUUUGCUUCAAGACUCUUUAGGAGGGGAUUCAAAGACGCUCAUGUUUGUACAAAUCAGUCCCAAUGAGAAUGACCUCGGUGAGACACUAUGUUCUCUGAACUUUGCGAGUAGAGUUAGAGGGAUAGAGUUGGGUCCGGUGAAGAAGCAAAUGGACACCUCGGAACUUCUGAGAUGGAAACCGAUGGUUGAGAAAUCAAAGCAAGACAUGAAGAUCAAAGAUAUGCAAAUCAGGAAGAUGGAGGACGCAGUUCAUGGAUUAGACUUGAAAAUGAAGGAUAAAGACCUAAAAAACAAGAACUUGCAGGAGAAGGUGAAAGAACUGGAGUCACAGCUACUCAUUGAGAGGAAGCUAGCACGCCAGCAUGUCGAUACAAGGAUCGCUGAGCAGCAGCAACAGCAACAAAUGAAACAGCAGAAUGAUGAGAACAAUAGUAAUAAUUUGGCGAUGAGACCACCAUUAGCAACUCGGCUUUUGGGGGCUAACAAGAAUUCAAAUGAAGUGAAAAUUGGUACAUUGAUGAAAGUGCAAGUAACCGAUGGUUCCAUCAAGCACAUUGAUCCAGUCGAAAAAGAAAACAAUCCCCAGGUUGCUGAACAACUGCGACUACCGACCAGAACCGGAAGAGCCUCGAUGUGCCCUACAAUACGUAGACUGCCACUAUCCUCAGCUCCGAGGCGCAACUCUUUAAUACCAUUGCCAAGUAUGCCUUGCUCAGCUCAGCUUGCACAGCCAGUUCUUCCAUUUCCAUCCCAACCGGAUAUAAAAGAAGAGGCAGAUGAGUUUAUACAGGAACAAAUCAUAUGCAACAGCCCUAAACCAAUGAAAAGUGGGAGUAAGAAGCUGAGCAGCAUAUUGAGACGAAGCCUUCAAAAGAAAGUUCAACUUAAGUCACCAAUGCAGCAACAUUUGAGAAGAGGUCUAAAUGUGGGGAUGGAGAGGGUUCGAGUUUCGAUAGGGAGUCGGGGGAGAACGGCCGGUAGAGUAUUGGUUGGCAAUGGUAGAAAAGGAGGAACCAAGGAAACUCAGCAGAAACAGAGCCAGAAGGAAAAGGAGAGUGCAUGGAAUAUUGGAACAGUUGGGAGGACUGCAAUCUAAUGGGCUUUAAGUUCAUAUUCCAAUGUACAGUUGAAUAUGUAUUCCUUUUGUUGCCUUGCAUAGGCAACAGCUAAGAAAACACAAAAAACUGAAGUAUGUAGAACUUGCCUAGAUGAUGCUGAUCAUCUGUGUUGGAUUUUGUGAUUGCCAAUCUUAAAUGGAUUGUUUUGAAUUAUACGUGAUUUCUA